Ornithorhynchus anatinus (platypus) is the source of this 3620-nucleotide messenger RNA. RefSeq names its product innate immunity activator (gene INAVA). Gene Ontology annotation, biological process: adherens junction maintenance; positive regulation of protein ubiquitination. Lineage: Eukaryota; Metazoa; Chordata; Mammalia; Monotremata; Ornithorhynchidae. The record is from RefSeq and is a predicted model, not a curated record. The transcript is spliced from 9 exons. The coding region runs from base 132 to 1859 and encodes 575 amino acids.
GGCCUGCUGAUCACAUUUUGAUUCAUUUUGGAAUAGGGGAAACUCCAGAUCUCCCCAGGCUUUGCCUAGGGCAGAGAGUGGUGUCACCUACCACGCGGUGGGGUGAGCCCCCUCACUCAGCCCAGCCCACCAUGGAGAGCAAAGAUGAGAUCAGCGACACAGACAGCGGCAUCAUCCUGCAGUCCGGUUCCGACAGCCCUGUGUCCCCACUGAAGGAGCUGACGCGGGCCGUGCGCAAACAGCAGGAGUUGCUGGAGGCGCGGCUGGAGGCCUGCUUGCAAGAGCUGAGGAAGCUGUGUAUGCGCGAGGCGGAGCUGACAGGCACACUGCCCCAAGAGUACCCGCUCAAGCCUGGAGAGAAGCCCCCCAAGGUCCGACGGAGGAUCGGCGCUGCUUACAAGCUGGAUGACCUGGCCUUCCACAGAGAGGACCCUCUGAGCAGCCUGGAGGGGGCAUUGGUCCUGCAGCAGCAGAUCACCGAGGCUGCCCGUCACCUCUACCACGAGGAGAACCUCAGCAAGCAGGUCCGCCGGCGGCGCAAGCAUGCGGUCCUUCAGGAGGAGAAGAAGCUGCAGGAGCUGCAGCGCUGUCUCAGCGAGAGGCGCCCGAGCAGUGGAGGCGGCCCCCUGCCUGCAGUCCCCCUGGGGAGAGUAGAAUUGAGCGCCUCUGACGACAGCUCCCUCUCUGAUGCCGUCCUGCUAGAAGAAGAGGAAGCCCGUGUGCCACCCCCAGAGCCCACAGUGCCCCCGGCGUCCCCGGCGCCCCCCUCCCGGCCCCUCCCGCCCCAGGAACUGGAGGGGCUGCAGCCCGUCCGGCCGGAGUCCGGUGGGUCCGAGCGCUCCCCCAUACAGAACAGCCCCUGGAAGGAGACCAGCCUGGACCACCCCUAUGAGAAAGCUAAGAAGUCGUCGUCAGAGACCAGCAGUGAGGCCAGCAGCCCGGCUACCACUCCCCAGGAGGGACCCAGCGUGCCCGACUUGUGUGUGCCGGAACCUGCCUCGUACCAUGUGGUCCACGUGCGGGGCGUGCCUGGGCAGCUGCAGGGCCGGGCGAGUGCCCCCUCCACGCCGGAGAUGACCGGGAGAAGAGGGUCGGUGCAGUGUCUCAGGGUGGACUCGAUCCGGGACAACCCCGAAGGCAGAGGCCGCAGUUCCUUCCCCCGUCGCCGCCCGACCCACUACACGGUGACCGUGCCCGACUCCUGCUUCUCAUCGGCCAGGCCGCCGCCAGCCCGGCCCGCCCGGCCCUCCGGUGCCGAGGACAGCGGCUCCGACGUGUCCAGCCUCACCUACGUCUGCUCAGCGGGUCGCGGCAGCCCGGACAUCUUCCUGCGCCCGGGCCCGCCCCCGCCGGAGCGGCCUCGUGGUCCCCGCUACUGUUCCACACUGCUGCUCCCCCGUGGGCACCUGCCGGCCGGCGGCUACCUGGUGCUGGCCGAGGGCUGCCUGCCGGAGUCCGGCUGGGAGCGGUGCCUCCCGGGGCCCCGCGACCCCCGUAUGGAUGGGGAUGGUGCCCCUGUGCGCUACCAGCGGCUGGUGCCGUCCCACAGCCGGAUCGUGCGGACGCCCUCGCUGAAGGACUGCCCCUCGGCGGCCGGCCGGACCCCCAGCAAGGCCGCCGUGUCCGAGGAACUCAAAUGGUGGCACGAGCGGGCACGGCUACGAGGCUCCCGCCCUCACUCCCUGGAUCGGCACGGGGCGUUCCGCAACCGCUGCUUCCCUGUGGGCAGGGAGAGCUUGGGUCGAGGCCCAGGACCUCAGACACAGGUGCCCACAGUCUGUGUGCUGCGGAGGUCGCCUGAUGGCUUCCCUAUGCAGGUGUUCCUGCCCGAGAAUGGGGAGAUCAUCAGCCAGGUGUGACGGUGCCGCUCUUCUGUGCUGCCGGGCCCCUCCAGCCAGGCCCCCAGGCCUCACCGCCAGGUCUCUGGUUCCCCGCUCGUGGGCUGGACCCCAGAUUUCAGGAGAGGGCAGCUGGCCAGGGCCCGUUAUCUGCCCCCUGAAUCUCCUUCAGCUCUCCAACCCCCAUUGCAGGUCAAUGAUUGGGAGCUAAGGUCUCCUUCCCUUUCCCAUCCCUCCGUCCUUCCCUCCUCCAUCCCUCCCUUCUCUUUCUUCUCCCUGCCACUGGGGACAGCUGUGCCCAGUACUUGCUUGUUGUUCUCCUAUAUCUUUAGCAUUGGGAAUGUGGCCCCAGGAGAACUGAUUCUACCUGCCCACCCACCUACCACCUGUCUACUCCCCUGCUCCGCCACCUGGGCAGCAGAGCCAGGGAUGAGGGACCUCAGGGCUGGGAGGACCCAGGUCCUGAGUUCGGGGCCCCAUUCCGCAACCCCGACAGCACUCCGGAGCGAACACUGCCAUCUGCGACGUUGGGCUGCGGUGGGGCAUGGGACCCAGAUAGGGGCCCUUCUGGCCCUCGUCUGAUUCUGAGUCCUCCAAGGAUGGUGACGGGGGUAGGGGGUGGGAGGAGCGCCUGGAGUGUAGGUGGUUAUGUCAGUCAUUCAAUCGUAUUUAUUGAGCGCUUACUGUAUGCACAGCACUGUACUAAGCGCUUGGGAGAGUACAGUAUAGCAAUAAACAGACACAUUCCCCACCCACAAUGAGCUUACAGUCUAGAGGUGCAUUCCUAGGGCUCUGGAUCCCCUGCAGGAUGAGUUGAAGAUGCUCUCUUCAGGAUGCUCCUGUCUCCAUGGGGCUGCAGAGGUUGGGGAGCCGGAAGGGCCCUGCUUCCUGAGCAGAUGAUUUAAACCCUUCAGAAAGACCCUUGGGAGGGCAUUUCUCAAGACCUCAGUGCUGCUGUGGAACCUUCAGACCCAGAGGCCCCAUCUCCCUAUUAGUCUGUGGGACUGUUGUUUGGGAGAUGCCCACUGGGAAUCGGCAAGUCCUUGUGGAUAAAUCCCAGAGAUGCCCAGCCCUUAUCCCUGGCCCACAGGGUGUCGGGUUCCCAGCAGGAUGAAGGUGAGAGUUUCCGAGGCAUCGCCACAGCACCCACCUUGGUGAACAUCUUCAGAAUGGUCCUGCCACUGCUAUUCUGUUUUAUGGCACAGUCUGAAUGUCCAGAGAGGACAUGGACUCCUAUUUGUUCAUCUUUUCACCUGCUUUUUCUAAACUUUAUGGCCAGAAGAGUAUUUAACCAAGAGGUUUGCUCCCCAGGUACCUGCCCGGGCAUUCCAGCUAGAAGAGACCAGGAAUGGGGCAGCCCAGGGCAGAGGUGUGAAGGGAAUUCAAACAAGGGCCAUAUCUGCCAUGCUGGUGCUAUUCCUCUGAGACAGUAGUCCACCAGUAGGCGACCAAUCUCUGGAUUUUGGUCUCUGCCCGGGAACUCUGUCCACUUUCCCUGCUGCUUGCGUAGCCCCCCUUUCAGGCCUUACCCUGGGACCAACCUCCCCUACCCCCUUCCCACCUGUCCCCAGCUCACUGUCCUGAGCCGGGCAGGGUGUCCCCCCAGGCAGACUUUAUCCCCCUGGGAACCAGAGCCUUUUUUAUUAACUUAUUUGCCGUGAAGUUACUGCAUUUGAUACUGUUGUAAAGACAAUUUGUAUUCAGUUUUGUAUGCAACCUCAGGGGCUCGAACUAUGUAGAAUUGUGUGCCAAAUCCUCUUUUAAUAAAAUGUAUAACCAGUG